Messenger RNA from Toxorhynchites rutilus septentrionalis, 1772 nucleotides. Its product is annotated as protein O-glucosyltransferase 2-like. Gene Ontology annotation, cellular component: endomembrane system. Bases 142 to 1647 code for a protein of 501 amino acids. The record is from RefSeq and is a predicted model, not a curated record. NCBI's taxonomy places the organism in Eukaryota, Metazoa, Arthropoda, Insecta, Diptera, Culicidae. The transcript is spliced from 3 exons. Gene Ontology annotation, molecular function: glucosyltransferase activity; protein binding.
CGCCAUGGUUGAAUGAGCUUGAAAUUGAGAGUUUACCCCUUUCGAUGCACAAAUACAUGCGUCAAUCUCAGAUUUACAGUUUUUCAUUGUUGUAGGGUAAAGUUUGUGUUUUAGUGCGAAGUCGGCUUACUAAUUGCUACGAUGAAGAUAGUCUUCACCUUGUUAUUUGUGCUAAUACAGCACCCGUACUUCAUCCAGGGCGAAAAAGUACUCGAUGCCACUCGGACUCGGGUGUGGGGUCCAGGUAUUGAGCAUGCCGACAGAAUCCCGUUACAUGCUAGAUAUUUCUUCAUCGAACCCAGAUAUGCAAACAAUGAGAUUAUCACAGAGCAUGUCAAGUAUCGCAUUAUAUUUACGGGAAAAUCACGAAUCGGCGAAUGCCGCGUCAAGCUCGAGCAAAUCGACCGAUUCGAUGGGUCGGCUUUGAUCCGAUACAAACUGAUGGAGACAUGCUGGGAUCUCAGCAUUCAAGUGAUUCAUGGAGAACAACAUCUCGGGAAUUCUCCCUAUCAAUUUGCCGGCAAGUUGUACCCCGAGAAUUGCUACUGUCCUCAAUCGUUGUUGGAUGAUUGGGUUGACCAGAUAGGCUGCCCAGCGAGUGACUCGCAAAUCGAUAGCGACUUGAUACCGUUUAAAUCCGUAAAUUUCUCCAGCUUGAGGCCAAGAAUAAUUCAUCAAUAUGACAAACCGGGAAGUGUGUCACUGUGCAAUUAUGUUGUGAAAAAUAACAAUGUCUAUCGGACUUGUUACGGUCGUUACACUGGCUUCAAGAUGUACAUGGAUGCCGUAUUACUUUCAUUAACCAGAAAGACAUUUCUGCCCGAUAUGGAAUUAUUCGUUAAUUUAGGCGACUGGCCACUGGUCACCAAAGGUGGUCAGCGUAGAACUACCGGGCCUUAUCCGAUUUUUUCAUGGUGUGGAAGUAGUGAUUCGUUUGACAUUGUAAUGCCCACCUACGACAUCGUCGAGUCCUCACUGGAAGCUAUGAAUCGCGUAUCGCUCGAUAUGCUUUCGAUACAGCGAAAGGGUGUUCCAUGGGAUCAAAAAAUUGCCAAAGGAUUUUGGCGUGGGCGUGACUCUCGAAGGGAGAGACUCGAUCUGGUCGGUAUCUCUCGAAGCAACCCGGACGUGGUAAAUGCAUCUCUAACCAAUUUCUUCUUCUUCCCGGACGAGGAAAAGAUAUACGGUCCGAAGGUGGCCCACAUCUCCUUUUUCGAGUUCUUCGACUACAAAUACCAGAUUAACGUGGAUGGAACUGUGGCAUCCUACCGAUUUCCCUAUCUGCUUGGCGGAUCCUCCGUUGUUUUCAAACAAGAUUCAAAAUACUAUGAACAUUUCUACAGUAAAUUACAGAGCGGAGUGCAAUAUAUUCCGAUUAAGAAGGAUUUGUCUGAUCUCAUUCAAAGCAUUGAACAAGCCAAGAGCAUGGAGGAAAACAUGUUGGAGAUUCGAAACAAUGCUAAAAUAUUUGCUGAGGAAAACUUACUUCCCAAAUCAAUUUUGUGUUACUAUGGGAAUCUGUUUAGGCAAUAUGCAAACUAUAUUGUUAGUUCGAUAGAGGUCCUGCCAAAUAUGGAGUUGGCAGAUCAAACAGAGACGCAAUGUGGGUGUGAAUUGAAGGACAGUACCAGUCACGAUGAACUCUAGUCUAGUUCCUUGAUGGAUAUAGAAAUUCCCGUUACGAGUACCUCGCUCAACAAGAAACAUUUUAAUGUUUAGAUGCACUAUAUAUAUAAUUUAUUUUAGAAAGGAAUAAAGUUUACUUAAGCUUA